AUGGAAGACGAUAGUGAUGAUAAAGAUGAUACGAAAAGAAGAACUCGCAAUUUGAGUGAGAAAAAGCGCCGUGACACAUUUAAUAUGCUUGUUAACGAGUUGUGCUCAAUGGUUUCAAGUAACAACAACAGGAAAAUGGACAAGUCUACAGUCCUCAAGGCCACUAUAUCCUUUCUGAAAAACCAUAAUGAAAUAACAGUCAGGUCAAGGGCACAUGAUAUUCAAGAAGACUGGAAACCUUCAUUUCUGACAAAUGAAGAGUUCACGUACUUGGUGUUGGAGGCUUUAGAAGGCUUUGUAAUGGUUUUCUCCGCUACUGGCCAAAUUUACUAUGUAUCUGAAAGCAUCACAUCCCUUUUGGGCCAUAAUCCGGCUGACCUAUUGAAUAAAAGUAUUUUUGAUCUGGCAUAUGAAGAGGAUCGACCUCAUUUAUACAGUCUUCUACAAAAUCCUGGGCCUGCAGUUGACCCUAUUCAGCCUUUACUAAAAGAGAACGAGAUCAGGUUCCAGUGCCAUCUACGCCGCAGCACGCUUGACUUCAUAGAUGAGGCUACGUACGAGCUUGUUGAGUUCAAUGGACAUUUCCGUACAAAUAUGGAGCAAAUUGACGAAGAAAAUACGUCGGGAUAUGAACAAGACCAGGGGUCUGGGUUACUGUUUGUAUGCACGGGUCGGCUUUUCACGCCGCAGCUGAUACGCGACGUUUCUUUGGUGGAUUCAAACCGGAGCGAGUUUACGUCCCGACUCAGUUUGGAGUGGAAAUUCCUGUUUUUAGAUCAUCGCGCACCUCCUAUUAUCGGCUACUUACCGUUUGAAGUCUUGGGCACAUCCGGAUAUGAUUACUACCACUUUGAUGAUCUGGAAAAAGUGGUUACGUGCCACGAAACUUUAAUGCAAAAGGGAGAGCUAACGUCGUGCUAUUAUCGGUUUCUGACCAAGGGACAGCAGUGGAUUUGGCUUCAGACAAGAUUCUAUGUCACGUAUCACCAGUGGAGCUCUAAACCCGAAUUCGUUGUUUGUACGCAUCGUGUAGUCAGCAAUGCCGACGUUGUUAAAAGCACAAAGCAAGAGGGCGUCGAUACUGACACGGUGAACGAAACAGAUGUUAAUACCGGAGGGAUUGAAAUAACAUCGUCCGAAGAUGCGACUACCGCGUUGUCUCCCACAUAUAUGUCUGAUACUGAUGACACAUACACCAGCUCUUAUCAGCCUCUUUCACAACCCGCUUCAGUGAAGUCGCAAUCGGCCAGUAAUACAAGCGGUACGAUGACUACCGUCAGUACCAGCGCGACCACGGGCCCCUGGCCGUGUGCUUCUCACUUGUGCUUCACCGCUGGUUCAGACACGGUCUCUAUAUCCGGCGAAUCCCGUUCCUCGCAACCGAACAACUCACGUGAGCUCAUAACAAUGGCGUUACCGACUGCUCACUCUUACGGACCUUGUCAUGGUAACAUGAUGAUGUUCCAGCAAACGCACAAGGGCUCCGAGCCGGUACUUGCACCCCAGCACGGUAUCGGGGCUCAGUAUUUGGAACCAGCGUCGUAUAUGGGAGCCGUGGGGGGUUCCUGCGAUGUUGCCGAUGCCUCUGCCCCCAAUGCCCGUCGUAGUGUCCACAGAUCAGGCGCAGAUGCAGGUGAAGAAACCAGCUCUGAAGAAAAAAACAGCUCCAAAGACGAAUCAGACAACAUGUCGGAAAUUGAAAAAAUUGAUUAUAAUAGUAGUGACGAUAAUUGA
Parnassius apollo (apollo) is the source of this 1734-nucleotide messenger RNA. Lineage: Eukaryota; Metazoa; Arthropoda; Insecta; Lepidoptera; Papilionidae. The record is from the annotation of a GenBank genome assembly.